AUGAGGUAUUUAGAAUCACUCAUCUUUAGGCAAACAGAACAAUAAGCUAAUGCAUUAAACAGAGAAUUCAAAACUAGUUUACAUAAAAUCAAAUAGGAAUUAAAGGAAUAAUUACCAGAAGAAAUUACUUAAAAUCCUCAUUUAUAACUCUAAUUAAAGGAUUACAGGAAAUCAAAUAGUAAUUAAUAAGCAAAUACCAUUUAUGGAUCUGACACUCUUGUUAGUUUAAUUUAAGAAAGAAACAGAUUAAAAGAAAGCAAAAUGUAAAAGGAUAGAUUAAAUGAUUUUACAAGGAAACUUUGA
This is a messenger RNA of Paramecium tetraurelia, 303 nucleotides long. RefSeq lists its product as uncharacterized. The transcript has a single exon. The record is from RefSeq and is a predicted model, not a curated record. Lineage: Eukaryota; Ciliophora; Oligohymenophorea; Peniculida; Parameciidae.